Molecule: messenger RNA, 4042 nt
Organism: Oncorhynchus mykiss (rainbow trout)
Lineage: Eukaryota; Metazoa; Chordata; Actinopteri; Salmoniformes; Salmonidae
Source: RefSeq, a predicted model, not a curated record
UGGAUAGACACUUCAAAACGUGGCCUGCUAUAGGACAGACACUUCAAAACGCGACCUAUCUGUUUCUACACGUACUACUGCACGUCUGAGCUCCAGAAGCCCAGGCCACUUUGGAGAAUUUAAACUAUGAAUGAAACACAGAACACGUAUUGGAAUUGUUUAGUAAACCAGAUGAAGAAAUAAUUGAAAGGUUAGAGUAGACCUAUGUUCAGAGAUUAACUUCCACAAUCUAUGUUUACAAGCCAUUCAAAAUGUAUUUCAUGUGACGUUAAAAUGGUGAGAGGCCAGUAUGAUUUUAACCCCUUGGGUACCUUACAAUCACAGCCAUCCUGAAACUGCCGGGUAGGGCAACAGGUACGCAUGCUUUUUCCUCGUGUGUAUGUUUUCUUCAAAUGAUGACACUAGUGCAGACCUCUGCGUAGUUUGAUCUGUCGACCUAACGAGCUACAUGUAUUUGGGUCAGAGGAGACAUUGUUUUCCUGUACCUUUAAGAGUGGGGCGCAGUGUGCAGGACUACACUGGGGACGUAAUUCAAACACUUGGCUCCUCCUAAUUUUACGGUUUCGUUUCCUGGAGGUCGAGCCUAUCGUGUUGUUGACAAAAAAACGUAACAAAUAUCGUUUUUUACUGGGCAAAAUGGGUCAGUCGUUGCCGACCCCGGACUGCGAGCCCUCGGUGUGUCCUUUGUGCCACGGUAUAUGUCGGAAUCCGACUGCGCUGAGAUGCAAACAUAUUUUCUGCUACUGCUGUAUACAGGAGUUAUGGAGUGGUUCGCCCACCGGUCCAUACUACUGCCCCGAGUGCAAGGAGGAGUACAAGACAUUACCGGUGGGGUUCAAGAGAGACACUACCGCAAGUCCGUGGCGACAUGAAGCGCCUGCACAUACACGCACCAGCUCAGCGACAGAAGGCAGAGCCAAUGAAGAGGAUGUCAUUGAGAUAAAUUCAGCGGGCUGGACCCUUGGGAAGAGAGCCUCCAUCUCUCAAUCCAAGCGUCUGUUAGGGAAGAGACCAGCCAGUUCUCCUGUCCCAGGAGGCCAUCUUCACGACAACAAGAGACAAGCGACUGGCAGCUCCUCUUCCUCCCACUCCAGGGGACGGUCUGGUGACCGUAAGAGACCCGCCACAUCCUCUUCCUCCUCUUCAGCCAAUCAGAACACGUCGUCUGACGUCGAGUUGUCCAGUGAGGAGGAGGUGCCAGCAGCACCAUUCUCCUUAGCAACCAAACCGCCUAGUACUGCGUCCGUCGCCGUCAGAGGUCCGGACCUGACACGUGAUAGGUCUAGGUCCCCUAGGAGAGACCCACCCAUUGAGCUGGACGAACCCCCUGCUGCAACAGAACCUCUUACAAGAGAACCACUGAAUGACCCUAGAAAAUCACCUGAAGCAGCAGCAGGUCACAUGACCAACACAUCGCCAAGAAGAAUCACCACCGUUGAGCUGGACCCACCUCCACCCCCUGCAAGAGAUCCGUACACACCCGCCAAGAAUCCUGCUGAAACGACCAUAACAACCCAUUUACGUUUAGUCACCCCUACGAAGGAGAAGCCUGUUGAAGCUGAGCGGGAGCCUCUUCCAGAGAUCUCCAACAGAUCUGGUCCAAUCGGCACCUCCACCUCUCCUACCCGUGCUGCCAACAACCUGUCCCCUGGACGUACCAACCUGUCCCCCAGCCUGGCUCGUCAAACCUCUAGGGAGACCUUCCUACCCUGCCACUAUUGCCCCAGCCAGGGCUCUCUCCCUGCGGUGAAGACCUGCCUGGUGUGUGGAGCCUCCAUGUGCUCCGACCACCUCCGGCCUCACCUGGAGUCCCCUGUCUUCCAGAGCCACACCCUGGUACCCCCUGUGGAGGACACCUCACCCUGGAGGUGCCCGGAACACCAGGAGAUGAACCGAAUCUACUGCCGUCAGUGUAGUGUGUGUGUCUGUACCGUGUGUACCGUGAUCGGGUCGCACCGGGACCACGCUUGCGUCAGCAUCAGAGAGGCCGAGAGGGAGCUGAGGGGGAACCUGAAACAGGAGAUGAAGAAGAUGCAGGGAGCGGAACAGUCUUUAAUCAGCAGAGUGACUGAGAUGACAGAGAAGAAACAGAGAUUCCAGGUAAGAAGGACAGGACCUCAGUUGGACCAGGUGUCGUCAACAACGUAAAAGGAAUUGAUGCCAUAAGCCAGUCUUCUAAAGAUGAGUUCACAGAGUUUGAAAAGUUGUUAAGACAAGAAAUCACCUUUUGAGACUUCAAUACACUAUUCCGGCUUCCUAGAGUCCUUGUUUCGAGACCUCUGUCUCUCAUUGGAGGUAGAGGACUUGAAGAAAGUCAGCAACUCCCACAGUCUUACUAAGUGAAAAACAGAAACAAGAAAAGCAGCUGAAUAAAGGGAAGAAGAAAAAGAAAGGUCUGGUUGCUGCCGGAGGGAUGAAGUCCAAGAUGAAGGAUGACCUAUCGGACUACGGAGAGUUCGAUGGAGGUUACGCACAAGACUACGAGGACUUCAUGUGACGUGACACCAACCCGAUUUCUGUAUCUCAAACGACACCCUGUUCCCUAUGUAGAACCCUUUAUAUAGGGGAUAGGGUGGCAUUUAGUAGGGUUCCACUGUCUGUCCCCAUUCCCCCUCCGCUCUGCUCCACCCAGCCCCCUCAGAGCAUGACCUAUGACCUAUUCUACUGCCCAGAGCCAUCCAAUGAUAACCACCCUUAUGUCGCCAGCCGCACACAAACUCGAUUCUGAAAAGAAGUGUUGAAUGGUUUGACGAGGAACGUCUGAUUUCAACAGGUUGUCUCUCCUCGUUAGAAAUUCCUUCAACGAUUCCUCGAAACUGACUGACCAAUAAGACUGUGUUCUAGAUACCAAAAUGUUUCACCUCCCAUAAUGAUGCGAAAACCCAGCAUCAAACUUGUUUUUUUUCCCCAAUCCUAGAAUGAAUUUAAUUUGAUCUUUUAAAAGAAAUGAUCUGUCAAACAACAUUUAAUUGUUACUGUUUGACGAAGGAAAAUACAUUUUGUGUUCCGUGCAAAUCAGAUUAUUACUAUUUUUCUCAAGUAUAAAUUAAAUAUUUGUUUUACUCAAAGGAUGGCUAUUGGCAUUCUGAAAUAUAAUACUACAUUGUUAUGUAAAGAAUUUAGUUCUCCAAAUGUCAGUUCGGUGCUCUUCACAUAUUACACAUAUAUAUUGAUCCUUGACAUCAUAGUAUUUUUCAGGAGAAAAUGUCCAAAUAAGUCAAGGAGUUUAGGACCAGUUGAGAAAAGCAACAUUGAGAUGAACAUGUUAGAUAAAUUCAGGACUCGGUUUGCAUGGUCACAUAGUCUACAAAUAUUUUUUUGGGGGGUGAAUUCCUAAAUUCCGUGUUUCUAGAAUGUUUAAAGAUUGAUUACUUCUAGUUGUAAGGAGGGUAAUAUCGCCCUGAACAUUCUUCCCCCUACAUUAUUUACAUUUUCUAGGAGAAUAAUACAAAAUGUUACGAUAAAGUAAUUUAAGGCUAGGAAGUAUUGAAGCCACACAAGUCAAUGUGUGAACAGAGGCCCAUAUACUGCUGAAAUGAAUAUGAUGUAACCAUAGUCUUAACUGUUCGUGUAUUUUAAUGGAGGAAUGAUGGCGCUGAAAAUAAUCUGUUAUGUAGCAUUUCAAUAAAUAGUCGUAGGGUCAAGUAGAAAACACGGCGCUGACCAUUUCAUCCUGGGCCUAUGUUCACAAAACAUCUGAGUAGAUACGCUGAUCUAGAAUCAGAUGCUCCCCCCCUUCUUAUUCAUUAUGAUCAGAAAAGGCUAAACUGAUCCUAGAGCAGCACUGCUACACUGAGAAACCCAGUAUAAUCGCUUCCACUGAGUUGAAGCAACAAUCAGUCUAGGUCUCCUUGGCAUAACUUUGCACGGCUUGUAUCAAGUGAGGUGAGAAACAGACCAAAUGUAUUUAGGAAAGAAGGUUGUACUGGGUUAUUAUCACUUGUUUUUCUUUUUCACAGCACAUUUUCAGGAUUGGUAAUAUAAACAAUAUUAAAGAUUAAAGUUGUCUUAUUUUAUCCACCUAAUUUAAUAAAAUCACUGU